GAGCUGCGUAAAAGCACUGAUGUAAAAGAUUCAUUUCAGUGUCUUAAAGUGGUGCAAUACUAAACUUAAUUUAAUUGUUCUUACGUUUAUUUGGGCAAAAUGUACUUAAAACAAGUAUUAGUUUGUGUCUACGUGAUAUUUUUUUGUGUUGUUGGUGGUGAAAAAGAUGUAACAAAUGUUAAUUUUGAUUUAGAAAAAAAUGAAAACACAAGUUUAACAUUGCCCGAUUCACUUUUAAAAAUCCAACAAAGCAAGGGAAAUAAUUUGAUUAUCAAUAAUACGAAAAAAAUUGAUCGAAAAGAGAAGAAGAAGAAAAAAAAGGAACAAAACAAAGUAAAAAAUAUUUCGGAACAAAUUGAAAUCACACAAUUAAUAUCAGGAAACAAAACAUCUCUUCGCAAUGACUUGAAGAAACAACGAAAAAAGAAGAAACGAAAGAAGAACCAAAGUAAUAUUCUUGAAAUCACAACAGCUAGGAUUAUCGAAACAAACCAUUCUUCAAUAAUUGCUAACAUCAGCAAAAAUCCCGAGCGAUUUUUAAAUGAAAUCUUAAAACUUCGAAAGAUUUCGUCAAAAAAACGUAACAGAUGUACCAAAAACAAAGGCGGUUGCUCGCAAAUAUGCAGACCUCGAGGCAAAUUAAAAUGUGCGUGUUUAAGGGGCUACACUUUAGCCAAAAAUCGCAAAAAAUGUGUCGAUAUCAACGAAUGCAAAGUGAGAAACGGAGGUUGUGCCAAAAUCUGCAAAAACACUCUAGGGGCGUUUUAUUGUGAUUGUCCUUCAGGAUUACGCAUAGCAGAAAAUUCGAAAUCCUGCGAGGACAUCAACGAGUGCCAUCUGCGGAAUGGACAUGGACCGUGUCAAGGAUUCUGCAGGAAUUUUUAUGGGUCGUAUUCGUGUGUUUGUCCUAAUGGAACACGUUUAGGUCCCGAUAAGCAUUCUUGCGAGGAUAUAAACGAGUGUGAAGUGUCAAAUUCCGGAUGUUCCCAUUUUUGUAUAAAUACAAGAGUUGGGGCGUUCUGUAGCUGUCCUAGGGGGUUGGAACUCAUGUCAGACUACAAGACUUGUCAAGAUAUUGAUGAAUGUGAAGAUCAUUUAAAGACAAAAUGCAAAGAAGGGUGUGUUAACACAAUUGGCUCGUAUUAUUGUGAAGAAAAUUUACAAAAUGAUUAUUUGGGAAACAAAAAUAAAAUUACGAGUUGUCCACCUCUAGAACCACCAAAAUUUGGGUUUAUCACAUGUUUGCGAAACAACUCGAUGGAGAAUUUCGGUAAAAGUGGACGCAAAAUCGUUGCGAAUUAUCCAGGCACUCGGUGCAAACUCCAAUGUCCUCAAGGAUUUAAACUUAUUGGAAAUGGGCGAUUCCUGUGUUCAAUUUCCGGGAAAUGGCUUAUAAAGAGAGGAUUUUGCACAAAGGCACCUUAUCCAAAACUCGUUUGCCCUCCUGGACAAUUUUUCAGUUUGGGCAAAAAUCAAAAAACAGCUCUGGUACAUUUUCCCUCUCCUCAAACCAACAUCAGGUGGAAAAUCGUCAAAUCCUACCCCGAGUGGGCAAAAACCCUCAAAGGCGAAUUGCCCGAAGGCCGACACAGUAUUCAAUUCUCCAUAACCGACCCUGAGUCAAAACUAACCUCAACUUGUUCAUUUCUUAUCACAAUAAAAACACAAUGAUUUUGGUAA
This is a messenger RNA of Tribolium madens (black flour beetle), 1680 nucleotides long. RefSeq names its product matrilin-2. The coding region runs from base 100 to 1671 and encodes 523 amino acids. The record is from RefSeq and is a predicted model, not a curated record. NCBI's taxonomy places the organism in Eukaryota, Metazoa, Arthropoda, Insecta, Coleoptera, Tenebrionidae. Gene Ontology annotation, molecular function: calcium ion binding. The transcript has 6 exons.